Peromyscus eremicus (cactus mouse) is the source of this 2607-nucleotide messenger RNA. It is a transcript of the gene Pcsk1, whose product is annotated as proprotein convertase subtilisin/kexin type 1. The transcript is spliced from 14 exons. Gene Ontology annotation, biological process: protein processing. Gene Ontology annotation, cellular component: trans-Golgi network; Golgi membrane. Gene Ontology annotation, molecular function: serine-type endopeptidase activity. Lineage: Eukaryota; Metazoa; Chordata; Mammalia; Rodentia; Cricetidae. The record is from RefSeq and is a predicted model, not a curated record. The coding region runs from base 109 to 2370 and encodes 753 amino acids.
CCUUGUGUGGUUCAGAGCGGUAGGGUGGAAAGGUCGGGUCUAGCUGGUGUUUCUCCUGUCUGGCUUCUUUUCUCUUUUCUUGCUUGUGUGAGAGCAAGGGUGUGAGACAUGGAGCAAAGAGGAUGGUCUUUGCACUGUACAGCUUUCGCCCUCUUUUGCGCUUGGUGUGCUCUUAACAGUGUAAAAGCCAAGAGGCAAUUUGUCAAUGAAUGGGCAGCGGAGAUCCCCGGAGGGCCAGAGGCUGCCUCUGCCAUCGCCGAGGAGCUGGGCUAUGACCUCUUGGGUCAGAUUGGAUCACUUGAAAAUCACUACUUAUUCAAACACAAAAACCAUCCUCGAAGGUCUCGAAGAAGUGCUCUUCAUAUCACUAAGAGGUUAUCUGAUGAUGAUCGUGUGAUAUGGGCUGAACAACAGUAUCAAAAAGAGAGAAGCAAACGCUCAGUUCAAAAAGACUCAGCAUUGAACUUCUUCAAUGAUCCAAUGUGGAAUCAGCAGUGGUACUUGCAAGACACCAGGAUGACUGCAGCUCUGCCCAAGCUGGAUCUUCAUGUGAUACCAGUUUGGCAAAAGGGCAUUACAGGCAAAGGAGUUGUUAUUACUGUACUGGAUGAUGGCUUGGAGUGGAACCACACAGACAUAUAUGCCAAUUAUGAUCCAGAGGCUAGCUAUGAUUUUAAUGAUAAUGAUCAUGAUCCAUUUCCCCGAUAUGAUCCCACAAAUGAAAACAAACAUGGAACUAGAUGUGCAGGAGAAAUUGCCAUGCAAGCAAAUAAUCACAAGUGUGGGGUUGGAGUCGCAUACAAUUCCAAAGUUGGAGGCAUAAGAAUGCUAGAUGGCAUUGUAACUGAUGCAAUUGAGGCCAGUUCAAUUGGAUUCAAUCCCGGCCAUGUGGAUAUUUACAGUGCAAGCUGGGGCCCUAAUGAUGAUGGGAAAACUGUGGAGGGGCCUGGAAGACUAGCCCAGAAGGCAUUUGAAUAUGGUGUCAAACAGGGGAGACAAGGGAAGGGCUCCAUCUUUGUUUGGGCUUCCGGGAAUGGGGGUCGUCAGGGAGAUAAUUGUGACUGUGAUGGCUACACGGACAGCAUUUACACCAUCUCUAUCAGCAGUGCUUCCCAGCAAGGCCUGUCACCCUGGUAUGCAGAGAAGUGUUCCUCCACACUGGCCACCUCCUACAGCAGCGGGGAUUACACAGACCAGCGAAUAACAAGCGCCGACCUGCAUAAUGACUGCACAGAGACCCACACAGGCACCUCAGCCUCUGCACCUCUGGCUGCUGGCAUCUUCGCUCUGGCAUUGGAAGCAAACCCAAAUCUCACCUGGCGAGACAUGCAGCAUCUGGUUGUCUGGACCUCUGAGUACGACCCAUUGGCCAACAACCCGGGUUGGAAGAAGAAUGGCGCAGGCCUGAUGGUAAACAGCCGGUUUGGAUUUGGUUUGCUGAAUGCCAAAGCGCUGGUGGAUCUGGCUGAUCCCAGGACCUGGAGAAGUGUGCCAGAGAAGAGAGAAUGUGUUGUAAAAGACAAUAACUUUGAGCCUAGAGCCCUGAAAGCUAAUGGAGAAGUAAUUGUUGAAAUACCAACAAGAGCUUGUGAAGGACAAGAAAACACUAUCAAGUCCCUGGAACACGUGCAAUUUGAAGCAACAAUCGAAUAUUCUCGUAGAGGAGACCUUCAUGUCACACUCACUUCUGCUGCUGGAACCAGCACCGUACUGUUGGCUGAAAGGGAACGGGAUACAUCCCCCAAUGGCUUUAAGAAUUGGGACUUCAUGUCUGUUCACACAUGGGGAGAGAAUCCUGUAGGCACCUGGACAUUGAAAAUUACAGACAUGUCUGGAAGAAUGCAAAAUGAAGGAAGGAUUGUAAACUGGAAGUUGAUUUUGCAUGGGACCUCUUCUCAGCCAGAGCACAUGAAGAAGCCCCGUGUGUAUACGUCCUACAACACUGUCCAGAAUGACAGGAGAGGAGUGGAGAAGAUGGUGAAUGUUGUGGAGGAGCAGCCCACACAAAAGAGCCUGAAUGACAGUCUCCUGGUGCCCCAAAGCUCCAGCAGCAGCAAUGUGGAGGGCAGAAGGGAUGAGCUGGCACAAGGGGCUCCUUCAGAGGCAGUGCUGCGGCUCCUACAAAGUGCUUUUAGCAAAAACCCACCUUCAAAGCAAUCACCAAAGAAGUCUGCAGGUGCAAAGCUCAGCAUCCCUUAUGAGAGUUUCUACAAAGCCCUGGAGAAGCUAAACAAACCCUCCCAACUUGAAGACGCUGAGGACAAUCUGUACAGCGACUAUGUUGAUGUUUUCUAUAACACAAAACCUUACAAACAUAGAGAUGAUAGGCUGCUGCAAGCUCUAGUGGACAUUCUGAAUGAGGAAAAUUAAUAGUGUGGCCCCAAGUUGGAAAUAUUCAUGCAUCCACCUUCCCCUUAGACUUUCCUGGGUCUAGAGUUGUGUCACUGAUUCCUAUGCUUAUAAUGUCCUUGGUGGUGUUUUUACUUUUUCUCCUCAAACUGUACCUUGGGGUGAGUUCCAAAAGGAAAGCCAACUUCAUGAAUGGGUCUCAGCGUUUAAGAAUGUCUUCCCUAUCUGCACAAAUAAAGCAACUUCUUUCUAAAGUCA